Cuscuta epithymum is the source of this 1161-nucleotide messenger RNA. Lineage: Eukaryota; Viridiplantae; Streptophyta; Magnoliopsida; Solanales; Convolvulaceae. The record is from the annotation of a GenBank genome assembly.
GUCAAAGUAAAAAUGUCGUCUGGUCAGAAAGAUAACCGCAAGAAGAAGAUGAAGGGAGUUGAUAAAUGUCCGGUUCCACCGCCGCGCUUCACCAACUCUCCGGCGGCGACGCAGCUAAACUUGUUCCAACGCGAGGCAUUGGCGUCUUCAUCUGCCAACCCGCUGCUGCCGUCCAAUUUCGACACCGCUCUCCGCUUAAGCAGCGGCAUUUCGGACCAGCAGGCAUCGGAGCAAAGCGGAGGAGACUCGGAAUGGUUGUCGUCUUUAAAGGCCUACGCUGCAUUGUUGCGCAGCGAAGACAACAACAAGGACGCGGAUGUUGUUCAUCAUCCCCGUCCUAUGACUGUUCAUGAUCUGCACAAAGAUCUCCCCACCAUCCAAAAUAUUGCCAAAAACUAUAGUGAUCGUGUGAAGGAUAUAAUGGCAGAAAUGUUCACUCAACAUCUGGUGACUCUCUCUGCGGCGGAGAAGAGGGUUAUAAACGACAUGAACGACAGGCACGAUGAAAUGCUGGCGAGAAUUAGGGCACAUAACGCUGAAUUAGAGAACACGCUGGUUGCUUACAGAGCCCACGCGGCGAAGCUGGACGAGAGGCUGAGGACUCUCCAGUGGACCAACGCUUCUCUGAGGGCGGCGCUGCACCAAGCGGCCCUUCACGGCGGAGGGAAUGGGAGGCCGCGCACGGAACCACCGCACGGCGUGCUGUUAGAGGAGGACGCCCAGUCGUCGUCGGUUGAUCCAGAGCAGUCUGACCCUGUUAGGAUCAAGUGCAGGCUUUGCGGCCGCCGGAAUGCGACCGUGUUGCUCAUGCCUUGCCGCCAUCUCUGCCUUUGUAAGCGGUGUGAGGCGUUUGUCAAUCGGUGCCCGGCUUGCGCGAAGGAGUUCCUGUACGACGUGGACGUUAAUUUUUCCGGCUGAAUAGCCACAAAUUGUAUACGGCGUGAUUAUUAUUGAUUUGAAAAAGAAAAAAAAAUUGUAGCCCAAAGUUAUAUAGUACAUUUGGGGUACAAUUUAUAUCAUAACAACUUAUAUAAUAAAUUAUUGCCUAUUAAGAGGAUGUUAAAGAUGUUAUACUUUUUAAUCAUAGUGUGAUAACAUUAUACAAUGUUGAGUUAUACAUAGUACAUAAUACGAUUGUACUUAUAUUGCCAAUGUGAUUUA